Canariomyces notabilis is the source of this 2044-nucleotide messenger RNA. Its product is annotated as FAD-binding domain-containing protein. The transcript has a single exon. Bases 377 to 1888 code for a protein of 503 amino acids. Gene Ontology annotation, cellular component: membrane; cytoplasm. Gene Ontology annotation, molecular function: FAD binding; Delta24(24-1) sterol reductase activity. The record is from RefSeq and is a predicted model, not a curated record. Gene Ontology annotation, biological process: steroid metabolic process. Lineage: Eukaryota; Fungi; Ascomycota; Sordariomycetes; Sordariales; Chaetomiaceae.
CACCAAUACUUUCAUUUGAUAUGAGAAGCAACACUAGGUAGCAACUUGAACAACUUACUGACCAAGCAACUUCGAGGUCAACAAGUGAGGGUGUUUGUACAGUACAAUACAGUACAUAAGGGGUAAGCUGUGCCAAGUGAAAGUGAAUCUUGGACCCACCAACCCUCAAAUCAACAUCCAGUUCCCGAUACCUUAACGCUUUGUAUUCACUACAGAAGGCAUCACCGGCUCCCGUACAUCAACACAGAAGUCAGGGGAAGAGGGGGAAGGAAACAAGGAUAGAGUGGAGGGUAAAGUAAAAGCAAAACAAAAUAAAUAAUGGAAUAAAGAAGAACAGAAAGCAAGGAAACAAAAAAAAUUUGAGCAAACCGCCAACAUGGACCGGCACGCAGCCGCCGUCUCCAAGAUCGCGUCGGCCGUGCGCGGCUACUUUGAGCGCGGGGAGCCCUACCGCAUCUUUCACGGAAGCACCAACAGCACGCGGCCACGGCCUUCUCCUGGCCGCACCGCCGCCGUCGACAUCUCGGCCCUGCGCAACGUCAUCUCGGUCGACGCGUCGCGCCGCGUCGCCCUCGUCGAGCCCAACGUGCCCAUGGACCGCCUCGUUGAGGCGACCCUGCCGCACGGCCUGGUGCCCCCCGUGGUCAUGGAGUUUCCCGGCAUUACCGCCGGCGGGGGUUAUGCCGGCACUGCCGGGGAGAGCAGCUCCUUUCGGCACGGUUUCUUCGACGACACGGUGAGCCGCGUCGAAAUGGUGCUCGCCGACGGGGAGGUCGCCGAGGUCAUGCCAGAGGGGGAAAGGGCGGAUCUGUUCCGGGGCGCGGCGGGCGCGGUCGGGACGUUGGGCGUCACGACCCUGCUCGAGGUGCAGCUGAUGCAGGCCAAGAAGUUCGUCAAGACGACGUAUCGGAGGACGGGGAGCGUGGCGGAAGCGGUGGAAGCGGUGAGAGAGGAGGUCAGGAGGCCGGAGAAUGACUACGUGGAUGGGAUUUUGUUUUCCAAGGAUCACGGGGUCGUCAUCACCGGGGAGCUGACGGAUGAGAAGCCUGACGGGGUCAGGCCGCAGACGUUCAGCGGCGCGUGGGAUCCUUGGUUCUAUCUCCACGCCAAGGAGAAGACGGCGACCCCUUCGGCUGAGUCGCCGGUGGAUUAUGUCCCGCUCGCCGAGUACCUAUUUCGAUAUGACCGUGGCGGCUUCUGGGUGGGUGCUGCGGCGUUCCGGUACUUCAAGCUCGUCCCUUUCACGCGCUUCUUCAGGUGGUUCCUUGACGACUUCCUGCAUACCCGUAUGAUGUACCGCGCGCUGCACGGCUCAGGGGAGAGCGCGCGGUUCCUGGUGCAGGACAUAGCCAUGCCGUUUGAGACAGCCGAGCCUUUCGUCGACUACACAUCUUCCGAGCUCGGCAUCUGGCCCCUAUGGCUGUGUCCGCUCAAGCGCCGCGGGCCGCCGACCUUUCACCCCUUCACAACCCUGCCAGAGGGCGUUGCCAAGAAGGAGGAGGAUAUGAUGCUCAACAUUGGUGUCUGGGGAUGGGGCCCGGCUGACCCGGCGCAGUUCGUGCAAAAGAACCGAGAGCUUGAGAACAAAGUGCGCGAGCUCGGCGGCAUGAAGUGGCUGUAUGCACACACCUACUAUCCCCAGGAGGAGUUCUGGCCCAUGUACGGCGGGCGGGAUUGGUACGACGACUUGCGGCAGAAGUACAAGGCCACCAAGCUUCCGAGCGUGUGGGACAAAGUCCAUGUCGACCCUCGAGCAGCUGAGGGAAAGAAGCGCCACUGGCUCAAAAGGCAGUGGCCGAUUGGCGGGUUGUACGGCAUCUAUAAGAGCAUUCAAAGCAAAGACUACAUGCUGCACCGUCAUGCGCAGUGGAAGUACAAAGGGGAGUGAUGUGCAUCGGCGACGUCUCUCGGCGAGGCCAGGCAGUUUGGUGCAAGUGUAGAGCUCAUUGUACUGUUAUCCUGUAAUCUAGGCUUGGGAAACCUGCCACAAUGUAGAAUAGGUAGCUACCUUAGUCAAGCGCAUCCACGAUAUAGAAUAAAGGAG